GAAACUAAGGCAUGGAGAUAGUUGAUAUCUGUCCUAUGGACAGGGUAUCCCAGUGGGCCUGACUUGAGAUGGGAAAAUGUUACAGCAAGAAAUCUGUGGCCCUAGGGUAUGAAACCCCAUGGAGAAGCAGCAUCACAUCUGCAAGUUCAGAGUCCAAUAUACAACGAAGAAACAAGAUACUGAAAGAGUCCCAGGAAACCGGACAGAAGUCGUUUACUUUGGCACAACUUGAGGCCCUGGAGAUCUGCCUGAAGGAAGCAGAAGAAAAGGCUAAACGCUUAUCUGAACAGCUUGCAGCUUCUGAAGGAACAAAAUCAAAAUUACUUGAGCAAGUUUUCUGGCUGGAGAAAAAACUAAGGGCUCUGGAUCAUAAAGAAGAAAGUGGGGAAUCAUAUAAAAAAAUGGUCCUUGCAAAAAACCAGUACAUUGAGAAAUUGCAAGCCAAAGUGAAAGCUUCCCAGGAGCAACUUAUAGCCCAUUUUCCUUACUUCCGCUGUGUCUGCCAAGUCAAACACCUGUGUGAAAGAGACCUGUCAAACAGAUCACACAGAGGGAGUGAUGCUAAGAUGAUGGAGAUAAUCAGAAUGUGCUACAAAGACAAGCUGACCUUCUUGAAUCUCCAGAGCCUCAAGACAACAUCCUGGGAAGAAUACAGCCAUCUUGCAAAUAGGAGGGAGAAACAAGAGAAACAACCUGGCUUCCCUGAGUCACAAAAAGACAGCCCUCAAGAAGAGUCCUGUGGCGGUCUCCCGCCUGUGGAAGAAGGUGAUCAAAAAGUUAACCUGAUUAUGGAGUUGUCAAAGCAGGUUUCCCUUCAGAAUGAAAAGAUCACCCAGCUGGAAGAAAUUUUAGAAAAAAAGGAAAAGAAAAUUCAGCAACUGGAAGCUGAGCAGGGAUCCCAUCCUUUCUAAGAAGCUGAGGACUCCAGAAUGUUUACAAGAAGCCCCAAUUUUCCUUAAUAUUAGUGUCACCCCUGUGAUCUCUAAUGAGGAUAUGUAAGGAUUCCCAAUAAGAAAAUAAUAAAUGUUUAUUGUU
Messenger RNA from Suricata suricatta (meerkat), 1035 nucleotides. It is a transcript of the gene CCDC192, whose product is annotated as coiled-coil domain containing 192. NCBI's taxonomy places the organism in Eukaryota, Metazoa, Chordata, Mammalia, Carnivora, Herpestidae. Bases 69 to 911 code for a protein of 280 amino acids. The transcript is spliced from 8 exons. The record is from RefSeq and is a predicted model, not a curated record.